Tribolium madens (black flour beetle) is the source of this 3869-nucleotide messenger RNA. Its product is annotated as alpha-tocopherol transfer protein-like. Gene Ontology annotation, molecular function: phosphatidylinositol bisphosphate binding. Gene Ontology annotation, cellular component: membrane. Lineage: Eukaryota; Metazoa; Arthropoda; Insecta; Coleoptera; Tenebrionidae. The record is from RefSeq and is a predicted model, not a curated record. The transcript has 8 exons. The coding region runs from base 3088 to 3792 and encodes 234 amino acids.
GACUGUACCAACAACAAUCAAUCCUAAUGAUUUUAAUUUUUCUAUGGCUUUAACAAUAAUUUGUUUCAAUGCAACUGCUGAAAUUGUGGACGCGGUAAAAUAAUACGCGAUGGGCUGCUUCCAUCUUUUGCGGAUACCUCUUGCCAUUAAAACAAGAGCAUGAUCCGCAUAUUUCAGGGAGCGACCCAAAUGACCCAAAUCUUCAAAUCCGAAAAUGACUUGUCUACUUUUGUCAUAAUAAAGAGUAGUAUUAUUAUUAUAAAAAAAUUUGGGCAUUGACCAUUUUCCACGUGGCCAAGGAGGCUGAUCAUUAGGGAUAGCGUUGCUAUCAACUAAUGAUAUGUGUCCAGUAAUUGCACGUGCAGGCACGACAUUUAUACUUUGACAGWGAAACAAACACUUAAUUGAUAAUUGUCAGAUAAAUGGCAAAUGUUACGGAAACCAUAGAAAUGGAUUUCAAGUAAAGUUCACCCUUCCAGAAAUAGUUCCGGGAAUCUGUUGCUGCAAUCGAAAUGCAACGUACAAAUACGGUCGUAUCCCACCUCUCCGGAAAUUUCAUCUGAAAUUUCCUCUACGUAAGGAACCUGUGGCUGAAAUCUGUGGCUGAUUUCACACGACUCUCUUUACAGACUAUUUUGGAAAACAAAACUUUAAAUCCUCAAAACAUAAAAAUGUCACAUAUGGACUUCUUGCAAGAAGCCCUUUAUUUAGUAUUUUAGUAUUUAGCCCUCUUUGUUCGGUUAAAAAAGUGUAUUGUUGUCGCCGUGAUUCCCGUGAUGCAACAAUAUUAACCAACAAAAUAAAAUAGAAAGUCAGAUUCCGAUUUAGACAAAGAGACCUGUACAAACCGGUAAUAAUAUCGCAUCUGCAAAAUAGAGAGCACUACUGGCUUAUCAAGUUCAAAGCAAUAUCACAUCACGUGACCACUCGCCGUCAAGUUGGGCAACCUUCAGUUUGCGUCCUCUCAGUCUCUCUCUCACUGGUACAGUGCGAUUCAAUAAUAACAAAAAUGUUUCCACUUUACGACCCUGUGUGUUGUUUAUUGCAAACACCUUUCUCAAAUUGGCGCCAAAUCGAUAAAGAAGAUUUCCUAAGAUCUGAAAAACCCAUGCCCUCAAUAAAUGAAAGACGAAAAAAGGGCAACAAAAUUGGCCAAAGGAAUUUCAACAAAACACUAUAUUUUCAGUUCGAUUGGGUGUGUGGCAGUCACUACAAAAAUAAACUUUUCUGCAUUCCCUGUAUCUUAAACAACGAAAAGAAUAAUAUAUGGGGCACAGUUGGCCAUCACCAAUUGCGAAACAUCAGACUUGAUUUAGUAAGACAUGUGAAGACAGCCGCACAUAUACGUUCCUCUUUAGAGUUUGCUAAAUUAAAGAAAAACUUGCUUGGAAAUAAUGAACUUAAAGUGACUCCAAUAUUGAGUGCCGAACAGUUGGAAAAUGUACGACUAAACAGACGAAUUAUGCAACUUGCGAUCCGGACGUUCAUCCAAGGUUUUGGCGGGAAUUUUGAACCACUGCUAGAAUACCUACUCUCAGGAGCGUCACUACAAAUUGAAGAGCAAUACAAAAAAAUUCGAUCCGAGCUUAAUGCCGGCUCUGAAAUCACUCAAAACGGAAUAAUCAAAUGUAUAUCUUCAAGUAUCGACGAUUACAUUUCAAAUGAAAUCAAACUUUGUAAAUUUUUUGCAAUCCAAUUCGACGAUUUGACAGACUUAGCCCAAAAAUCACGCAUUAGCGUCACGAUUCGAUUUGUCAAACCUGAUGGAAAAGUAACGGAAAGAUUCUUAAAUUUUUACGAACCAGAGACAAUCCGAACUGCUGCUACACUUUUCGACAUCAUAACCCAAUCUCUCGAGAAAUUUGACUAUCAAAGAAAACUGGUAGGAUUUUCGAUCGACGGUGGUGCCAUCUUAGCCGAUCAUUUGAACGACUUGCAAGCAAAAAUCAAAGAAGUUGCACCACAAGCACUCCUUGUUCAUUCGUGCAAUCACAACCUGAAAACAGUGUUGCAACAAAGCUUGAAUGGUUUUCCAGAAUGUCGACGAUUUUUUGCAGCUUUAAAUGGUCUAAGUUUAUUUUUAUCAAAACGGAGUUCGACUCCAAUUUUUGUAAAGAAGAAACUUGCCUGGAUGCCAGAUUGUAACAUUUUGAGCUUUGUUACUGACCAUUGGGACACUUUAAAGGACGUUUUUAUCGAAAUUACCAACGAUCCUAAUUCUGAUCAAAAUUCAGUCAGAGAAUGUGAUUUCUUCACAGCUAAAUUCGAGGAAUUAGAGUUUGUACUUUUGGUGGCAAUCUUCAAGGAUAUUUUCCAAAUCGUUGAUGAAUUUUCUGAAAAUUUAGACAAACUAAAAGUCGUGCAAGUGGAAAAUUUAGUGAAUUUGUUGGAAGAAAAACAAAAUGAAACAAUAUUGAACGAACAUUUCAAGUCGAUCGUUUCAAAAACGAACACUCUAUGCAAAGAUCAAGACAUCCUUUGUAAAAAAUUUAAAAUCUUGUAUUACAAUGUUUUAGACAGUCUGAUUUUACAAGUCAAAACCCGAUUCCAAGAUACAAUAAACCUUCGAUACACUUCUUUAUUCGAGCCGUUAAAAUACUCAUCUACGCACAUUUCAAUGUUACACCUUGUCAAUAGUAUAGAAGAUCGUUACUCUAAUUUUUUCUCCAAAUUUAGUCGACUGAAAAAUGAGGUACAAGUUUAUCAUAAACAACAAUCCAAAAGAACGGCAACACCAAAUUUUCUCAGUGAUUUAUUUGAGUAUAGUAACAUUUUUCAAGAUCUUAAUAAACUGUUUCAUCUGGUUGUUACUCUUCCGUGUACAAGGGUGUCAGAAAAUGAAUAUUCGUCAUGCUUGAAAAAAAUACAUGACUUUCAGAAGAAUGUAGUGGGGAGGGAAAGUGUCACUAUAUCUGCUAAAAUGGUAAUUGAAAAGGAACUACUUGAAGUGCUAGCAGAAAAGCAGACGUUUUUUGAGGAGGUAAUCGAUAAAUUUGGAAAUUUAGAAGAUACCAAAAUUGAGCUCGUGCAUAAAAAAUAGGAAGUUCGAUUCGUUACCUGAUUAUUAACAAGUCUUUUCACCUCAAAAUGGACUUACUUCCUGUGACUGUCGACGAAAGAGCUCAAAUUUUGAAACUCUACGACGUCAAUGAUGUGCGAUUAAAAGAAGACAUUGAAAUAAUUAAAACUUGGAAGUCCAAACAACCCCAUCUUCAGGGAGAUUUAAGCGAUGAUUUUCUUGAGAAAUUGUUGAUUAAAAAUAAAUUUAGUGUCGAAAGGUGUAAAGAAAAAUUAGAAAAUUAUUAUACACUUCGUGGGACAAAUAAAGAUUUGUUGGAAGGUUUUGAGAAAAUUAUACCGUCAAAAGAAGCACUAAUUUUUUUGCCACUUCAUAAACUAACGCCAAAUUAUGAACGUGUCGUCAUCAUGAAAUUAAUAAUCGUAGAUCCAAAGGUCUACGACAUACUUUCAGGUUUUAAAUUUGCACUUGCCGUUAAUGAAAUGAUGUUACGGCACGAUUGCAGUUUAGGGGUUCGAUUUAUUAUGGAUUACACAGGUUUUACUUUAAAACAUUUAGCGAAAUGGAAUCCAAUACUUAUGUUAAGAUGUUAUAAUCUGGCUGAAAAAGCUUAUUCUCUGCGAAUUUUGGGAAUGGAAUUCAUUAAUUAUCCAACGUUUAUUAACAAAGUUUUCGCAAUGUUGAAAAUGUUUCUACGACCUAAAAUUUACGACAGAAUAAGAUUGCACGAAAAUUUAGAAUCUUUAUACAAGAAAAAUGGGACAAAGAAGUAGAAAAACAACAAAAAUUUUUACUACAUUGUGCAAACACUGUUGCAAAUGAAGAUUUACGUCCACCAGAAUCACAAGAG